Molecule: messenger RNA, 927 nt
Organism: Castor canadensis (American beaver)
Lineage: Eukaryota; Metazoa; Chordata; Mammalia; Rodentia; Castoridae
Source: RefSeq, a predicted model, not a curated record
AUGAGAAAUUCUACAGCGUUAACAGAUUUUAUUCUUCUUGGACUGACAAACGACCCACAGUGGCAGGUUGUACUUUUCACUUUUCUUCUUGCUACCUACAUGCUCAGUGUGACUGGGAACCUGACCAUUAUCAUCCUCACCCUUUCAGAUCCCCAUCUGCAGACUCCCAUGUAUUUCUUCCUUCGGAGCUUCUCAUUCCUAGAACUAGCAUUCACAUCUGUCUGUAUUCCUAGAUUCCUUGUCACUAUUGUGACAGGAGACAGAACCAUUUCCUACAAUGGCUGUGUGGCUCAGCUAUUUUUUUUCAUCUUCUUGGGAGUUACAGAAUUUUACCUUCUGGCCACCAUGUCCUAUGAUCGCUACAUGGCCAUCUGCAAGCCUCUUCAUUACACAACCAUCAUGAGCAGCAGAGUCUGUAUUCUUCUAGUCUUUAGCUCAUGGCUUAUGGGAUUCCUGAUUAUUCCACCAAUCAUCCUUCUGCUGCAGUUAGAUUUCUGUGCUCUCAGUAUAAUUGAUCAUUUUAUCUGUGACUCUUCUCCGAUUCUGCAGCUUUCGUGCACAAACACAAGCUUUCUGGUCAUGGCAUUUUUCUUAGCCAUAGUAACCCUCAUGGUUACCUUCACAUUAGUUAUUCUCUCCUAUACAAAUAUCAUCUGCACAAUUCUGAGAAUUCCUUAUCAAGGGAAAAAGGCCUUUUCCACUUCCUCCUCCCAUAUGAUAGUUGUCUCCCUUUCUUAUGGUAGCUGCAUCUUCAUGUACAUCAAGCCUUCAGCAAGAGAGAGGGUGACUUUAAGCAAAGGAGUAGCAGUACUCAACACCUCAGUGGCUCCUCUCCUGAACCCUUUUAUAUACACGCUGAGGAAUCAGCAAGUGGAGCAAGCCUUCAAGAACAUGGUCCAGAGGAAGGUCUUGUCUUCAAAUAAAUGA